Canariomyces notabilis is the source of this 2237-nucleotide messenger RNA. RefSeq lists its product as uncharacterized. Lineage: Eukaryota; Fungi; Ascomycota; Sordariomycetes; Sordariales; Chaetomiaceae. The transcript has 3 exons. The record is from RefSeq and is a predicted model, not a curated record. Bases 221 to 2140 code for a protein of 639 amino acids.
AAUACUUAUUGACCUGAACAAAGGUCGAGAACGCCACUGAUCACUUUGACCGUUUGCCUAACUCGACUUCCCGAGAAAGGGAGUUUGUAUUGGCACUCGGCGAUUCAUGCCAUCAAGUGUGAAAAGCGCUUGUUCUCUUGUUGAACGACGGUUGUAUCAAGUCACAGCUUCAGAAUGACGCCUACAGGUAUAUAUACAGAUACUCUAUGCCACUUGGCCGAUGGUUAUGCACAAUGUGCAUCCUUCUAUCCAGAACUUACCAGUGCUCCCCCGAGGUCACUCACACACGCAAAUACUACCUCCGCUGCACCAUUGGCUCUUCCUUCUGGGCCCCGGAAUACUAUCAGCAGCCUGGGAACCCCGACCACCCUUGUGCGGAUGGAUUGGAGGCCAUCGACGAGGAAUGGGACGGGCCUUGCCCGGAGUGCCAGGGCUUGGUCAACGCGCUCCCAUCCCAUUCGGGCCCUACAAUCGUCCCCUACAACCGCGCACCAGCACUGCCAAGCCAGCGGCCGACGAGGACAAAGAGGCCUUAGCCGUUGCCCAGUAUGUAGGGUCCCUGGCGAACUGGUUGCUCACCUACCUCCACGCCCCGAACGGACCAUUCUAUGACACUGACCCGCUUCGCUACGAGCCUGAAAUCGGCGGCUGGAUCGAGGACGGCCUCAAGGAGCGGCACAUGGGGAUCCUAGCCGAGCUGAACUGCCGCGUCAAUCCCGAGCACGGCUGCCACCUGAGGCUGGAGACGGAUGAAGAGCACGACGAGGGCAUUUUUCUCUCGGACGACGGGACCAACGAUUGCGACUGCUGGUCCACUUAUAGGCCGUUUCUGGUCAACCCGGCGCUGGAGAUCCGCCGCCGUGUGUCGAUGGCCGUCUACAUCCAGUUCGUCAGGUCCCUUACCCUCGGCGAGCUGGAAGAGGAGCGCGAUUUCGACAGAGUUUGGCAUGAGGCUCAGAAGCUCUACAAAGACAGCAUUCUCGGCACGGAUAACCCGAGGUCCAAGAUCGGCCACCACCCCGUCCUCGAGACGCUGACCAUCUAUCCCACCAAGCUUGUCGAACGCGGGAAGGCCCUGGAGGACCUAAGCUGGGAGCUCCACCGCACCUACCUGCGGUGCUACCAGUGGCGGAGCCUCAGCGACGAAGAUCGGCAGCGCUUCCGGGCCCGCUUGAAGAUGAUGAAGGCGCGAAAGAUCCUAAUCAUGUUCACGUUCCUCUUUGUCAAACACGACCCCCGCUGGCAGACGCGCCAAGCAAACCCGUACAUAGGUCCCGGCUGGCUGCCCGUCGAGCUGAUCCGGCGCCUCGGAGCGUCGGUCAAUCGCCACUACAACGACAUCGCCAGGUGGGUGGAGCGGACGAUCCUGCUCGAGAUGCGCGAAGCGCAUUCGGUCGGCUAUCGCGAUACCUGGCGGUGGCGUUGGCACUGGGCCGACCGGAAGCGCACGCGGGCCGUCCUUGACAAUGUCGUCCCCGCAACGGAGGAGGAGCUUGAAGCUCUGCGAAACGGGGUAGGGGAAACGUUCUGCGCCGGGUGCGGGCUCGAUUUUGAUGACCACGACACGGUCCUUAAAAUAGUCGUGCGCAACAAGCACUGCCCCCCGGGCUCCCGGCACUGGGCCAUCGAGUCGUGCCUGGUCAAACUUGGCCGGGUGCUGUUCCCCCCGAAGAUGGUUGCUCCGCCCCCGCGGUGUCCCAUCUGCCGGACCGAGUUUGCUCCGGGGUUUACCUUCGACCGGCCAGACGAAGGCGACGAGGAAGAAGAGGUCGAGUUUGGCAGGGAGUCUGACUCAUCCGACUCAUCUGAGGGCUCGGAAGAGAGCUCGACUGAGAACUCGAGUGAGGACUCGAGUGAGGACUCGGAAAUUUUUUAUCCAAACGAGGUUUCUUAUUUGGUUGAGAGGGCCGAGAGGGCCGAGAAGAAAAAUCGACUUAAGCCAGGGCCGGGAUGGUGCCCUCAUUUUGAUGAGCGUGAAGACGAGGAUAAGGAGCUAGAUUACGAGCUGAGGAUGGUCGAUGACGAGAGCAGGGGGUUCUUCAAUUGGGACUCGCAAAAUGUCCCGGGACACUGGGUCGCGGUGUGGAACCAGCGAAACGCGAGCACCGAUGACGGGGAUGCUUCAGGUCAGCAGGGUUAAAAGGGGCAGGAGGUUGACGGCGCGGGCGUCGCAGCAAUCAAGAGAUAGACGAGGGGACUUGGACUACUUCAAGUCAUAGAUCAUGGGAUAAUAUUAU